CCGACGAAAAAAUCUCUGCUUGAGUCACUCACACUGGGAGGGGCAGAGAAAUCGACUAUUUCAAGCGACAUCGGGAAGCUGCCCGCUUCUUUCCCAUUUCCUUGCAUCUUUAAACCUCCUCUUUCCCCAGAUUUGCGUUCGUCCCUGCAACCAGAUACCCAGACACAAGCCAGCAACCCGGCAGAAAAAGUAGCAGUCACAAUGUGCGGCACAGACACAACAAACGGCGCGAGCAGUGCCAAUGGCACAAAUGGGGGUGCCUCGUUCAAGCCGUCGAGCCCAUACCAGCCGGUUGGCGACUUCCUGUCGAAUGUCAACAAGUUCAAGAUCAUCGAGUCGACUCUGCGUGAGGGCGAGCAGUUCGCCAACGCCUACUUCGACACCGAGACCAAGAUCAAGAUUGCCAAGGCCCUCGAUGAAUUCGGCGUCGACUACAUCGAAUUGACCUCGCCGGCCGCGUCCGAGCAGUCGCGCAAGGACUGCGAAGCCAUCUGCAAGCUUGGCCUGAAGGCCAAGAUUCUGACACACGUCCGCUGCGACAUGCGCGAUGCGAAGCUCGCGGUCGAGACUGGUGUUGACGGCCUGGACGUCGUCAUUGGCACGUCUAGCUUCCUUCGGGAACACAGCCAUGGCAAGGAUAUGGCCUACAUUGAGAAGACAGCGAUCGAGGUGAUCGAGUACAUCAAGUCUAAGGGCCUUGAAGUGCGCUUCUCCAGCGAGGACUCCUUCCGGUCCGACCUGGUCGACCUCCUAUCUCUGUACAGGGCGGUCGACAAGGUCGGCGUGAACCGGGUUGGUAUCGCCGACACGGUUGGCUGUGCUACCCCCAGACAGGUCUACGACCUCGUCCGGACGCUCAGAGGCGUUGUUUCUUGUGAUAUUGAAACACACUUCCACGAUGAUACCGGCUGCAGUAUCGCCAACGCCUACUGCGCCCUCGAGGCUGGUGCUACCCACAUUGACACCAGUGUGCUCGGCAUCGGUGAGCGUAAUGGUAUCACGCCCCUCGGCGGUCUUCUUGCCCGCAUGGUCGUGAGCGCCCCUGACUACGUCAAGAGCAAGUACAAGCUCCCCUUGCUCAAGGAGAUUGAGGAUCUGGUUGCCGAGGCUGUCGAAAUCAACACUCCCUUCAACAACCCCAUCACCGGCUUCUGCGCCUUCACCCACAAGGCCGGCAUCCACGCCAAGGCCAUCCUCAACAACCCCAGCACAUAUGAGAUUCUCAACCCCGCCGACUUCGGCCUGACCCGCUACGUCCACUUUGCCUCGCGUCUGACUGGCUGGAACGCCGUCAAGACCAGAGUCGGACAGCUCGGCCUCGUUAUGACUGACGACCAAGUCAAGGAGGUGACUGCCAAGAUCAAGGCGAUGGCUGAUGUGCGGCCGAUUGCCAUCGACGACGCCGAUUCCAUUAUCCGCAGCUUCCACCUUACGCUACAUGAACGCCCCGCCGAGGCAACAUCCAGUGCUCCGCAAUAGGCCUCCAGCGGAGUGUUUUGGGUUGUAUGAAAGGUUUCCAUAUGUUUUACUUAGUCACAUCAUUCCGGAGUUGAUUGGGAAAAGGUGACGCUUGGGUUCCAUAUAUUUUCG
Chaetomium fimeti is the source of this 1590-nucleotide messenger RNA. Its product is annotated as HMGL-like-domain-containing protein. NCBI's taxonomy places the organism in Eukaryota, Fungi, Ascomycota, Sordariomycetes, Sordariales, Chaetomiaceae. Gene Ontology annotation, cellular component: mitochondrion. The transcript is spliced from 14 exons. The record is from RefSeq and is a predicted model, not a curated record. The coding region runs from base 202 to 1479 and encodes 425 amino acids. Gene Ontology annotation, molecular function: homocitrate synthase activity.